Molecule: messenger RNA, 2886 nt
Organism: Nicotiana tabacum (common tobacco)
Lineage: Eukaryota; Viridiplantae; Streptophyta; Magnoliopsida; Solanales; Solanaceae
Product: elongation factor 2
Biological process (GO): translational elongation
Cellular component (GO): ribonucleoprotein complex; cytosol
Molecular function (GO): translation elongation factor activity; GTPase activity; GTP binding
Source: RefSeq, a predicted model, not a curated record
AGCUUAUCAUAGCGGCAGAAUUGUAAGGUCUCUCAAUCACAAUAAUCGCCGCCUACUUCUCUCUAUACUCAGAACAUAAAUAAUUCUGUAGCUGUUACAGUUAACAAGUAUUCAAGAUGGUGAAGUUCACAGCUGAAGAGCUUAGAAACAUUAUGGACUACAAGCAUAACAUUCGUAAUAUGUCUGUUAUUGCUCAUGUGGACCAUGGAAAAUCUACCCUUACCGACUCUCUGGUGGCGGCUGCUGGUAUUAUUGCUCAGGAAGUCGCAGGUGAUGUCAGAAUGACAGAUACACGUGCAGAUGAAGCUGAGCGUGGUAUCACCAUCAAGUCCACUGGUAUUUCACUAUAUUAUCAGAUGACUGAUGAAUCCUUGAAGAACUUCAAGGGAGAGAGAAAUGGGAACGAGUACCUCAUCAACCUCAUUGAUUCACCUGGGCACGUUGACUUCUCAUCUGAAGUGACUGCUGCCCUUCGUAUUACUGAUGGUGCACUUGUUGUGGUUGACUGUGUAGAAGGUGUCUGUGUCCAGACAGAGACUGUGCUCCGUCAGGCCCUCGGUGAAAGGAUUCGCCCUGUCUUGACGGUUAACAAGAUGGACAGGUGUUUCCUUGAGCUUCAGGUUGAUGGAGAGGAGGCUUAUCAGACAUUUUCCAGGGUUAUUGAGAAUGCUAAUGUUAUCAUGGCUACAUAUGAGGAUCCCCUUCUCGGUGAUGUCCAGGUCUAUCCCGAGAAAGGUACUGUUGCUUUCUCUGCUGGAUUGCAUGGAUGGGCUUUCACUCUCACCAACUUUGCCAAGAUGUAUGCUUCCAAGUUUGGAGUUGACGAGUCUAAGAUGAUGGAAAGGCUGUGGGGUGAGAACUUCUUUGACCCUGCCACUAAAAAGUGGACCACCAAAAACACAGGGUCUGCUACAUGCAAGCGUGGGUUUGUUCAAUUUUGUUAUGAGCCAAUCAAGCAGAUUAUUAACACUUGCAUGAACGAUCAAAAAGAUAAGCUCUGGCCGAUGUUGCAGAAGCUUGGUGUAACCAUGAAAUCUGAGGAGAAAGAGUUGAUGGGCAAAGCACUAAUGAAGCGUGUGAUGCAGACCUGGCUUCCUGCAAGUACUGCUCUUCUGGAAAUGAUGAUCUUUCAUCUGCCAUCUCCUUCCACAGCUCAAAGAUACCGUGUGGAAAACCUGUACGAGGGACCUCUUGAUGAUCAAUAUGCCAAUGCCAUCAGGAACUGUGACCCAGAAGGGCCACUUAUGCUUUAUGUAUCCAAAAUGAUUCCAGCAUCAGACAAGGGUAGAUUCUUUGCUUUUGGUCGUGUGUUUGCUGGUAAGGUUUGUACUGGCAUGAAGGUCAGAAUCAUGGGUCCCAACUAUGUACCUGGUGAAAAGAAGGAUUUGUAUGUUAAGAAUGUGCAAAGAACUGUUAUUUGGAUGGGUAAGAAGCAAGAAACUGUUGAGGAUGUCCCCUGUGGUAACACUGUUGCUAUGGUCGGUCUGGAUCAAUUUAUUACCAAGAAUGCAACAUUGACCAAUGAGAAGGAAGUCGAGGCCCAUCCAAUCAGGGCAAUGAAGUUUUCUGUCUCACCAGUUGUGCGUGUUGCUGUUCAGUGCAAGCUUGCAUCUGAUCUUCCCAAGCUUGUUGAAGGGUUGAAGCGUCUGGCUAAGUCUGAUCCUAUGGUUCUUUGUUCUAUUGAAGAGUCUGGAGAGCAUAUCAUUGCUGGUGCUGGAGAACUCCACCUUGAGAUCUGCUUGAAGGACUUGCAGGAUGAUUUCAUGGGUGGUGCUGAGAUUAUAGUGUCUGAUCCUGUUGUGUCCUUCCGUGAGACUGUACUUGAGAAGUCUUGUCGGACUGUGAUGAGCAAGUCCCCUAACAAGCAUAACCGUUUGUACAUGGAAGCUAGACCCAUGGAGGAAGGGCUUGCUGAGGCUAUUGACGAUGGACGCAUUGGCCCUAGGGAUGAUCCCAAAGUUCGUUCCAAGAUCUUGUCUGAGGAGUUUGGUUGGGACAAGGAUCUUGCAAAGAAAAUUUGGUGCUUUGGUCCAGAGACAACUGGUCCCAACAUGGUGGUGGAUAUGUGUAAGGGAGUUCAGUACCUGAAUGAAAUUAAGGAUUCUGUUGUUGCUGGUUUCCAGUGGGCUUCCAAGGAAGGUGCAUUGGCUGAAGAGAACAUGAGAGGUAUUUGCUUUGAAGUCUGUGAUGUCGUUCUUCAUGCUGAUGCUAUUCACAGGGGUGGUGGCCAAGUUAUUCCCACUGCUAGGAGGGUUAUCUAUGCUUCUCAGCUUACUGCCAAGCCUCGCCUGUUGGAGCCGGUUUACCUUGUGGAGAUUCAGGCUCCAGAGCAAGCCCUUGGUGGCAUUUAUGGUGUUCUGAACCAGAAGCGUGGACAUGUGUUCGAGGAGAUGCAGAGGCCAGGGACCCCUCUUUACAACAUUAAGGCAUACCUUCCUGUCAUCGAGUCUUUUGGAUUCUCAGGUACCUUGAGGGCAGCUACUUCCGGUCAAGCUUUCCCACAAUGUGUGUUCGAUCAUUGGGACAUGAUGUCAUCCGAUCCAUUGGACGCUGGUACACAAGCUCAUCAACUCGUCCUUGAUAUCCGCAAGAGGAAGGGUUUGAAGCAGGCAGUGACUCCUCUGUCUGAGUUUGAGGACAAGUUGUAAGCAUGUAGAUGGUUCAGCUUGGCGGGAGGUUUUGAUGGAUACAUGCUUAGUCCGGAUCUGCAUAAGUUUUGUUUUACAUUUAUCUGUGUUUUGGCGUACUUUUUACCAUUUUCCAUGAUGUAGGAGUUUAAAUCGUAAGUCAGCUAUUGCAGAACUUAUUUGUCAUCUAAAUGGACGAGAAUGUUGCUGUGGCUUUGUUUUUGAAGUAUCUUAGUUGUUGCUCAUUGCUUUUGUUGCU